Molecule: messenger RNA, 1338 nt
Organism: Drosophila kikkawai
Lineage: Eukaryota; Metazoa; Arthropoda; Insecta; Diptera; Drosophilidae
Source: RefSeq, a predicted model, not a curated record
AUUUCCGCAAUGCCGCCACAAACAAAGGACGAAGAGGUUUGUCAGAGAGAAGUCAAGAUCCCGGACUGGGUGAAGCCGGAAGCCUUUGAAGAUCUGCUCAGGCGGAAGGUCAAGGACUACAAGGAGACGAAAUCUCUGAGAGCCAAGGCUGGGGUUGCUCCUGGGGAGAAUUAUGCCACCAUAAUGCUAAGAGUAGAGCUGGAUGUAGAAACCAAAGACAAUUCCCUGGUGACCAAGGCUUUCAUGCUAAAGACCCCACACCAAUCGGAGGUAUAUCGCAAAAUUAUCGAGGAGACGGACAUCUUCGAUGUGGAGCGCGGAAUGUAUCUGGAAGUGGUUCCCGAAAUGGAGCAGCUGUAUCGGGACGUGGGCUUGGAGGUGAAGUUCGGUGCAGAGGCCUAUGAGAUCACGGCCAGCGAUUACUAUGUCCUAUUGGAGGAUCUCAGGCCACGUGGCUUCAAGAAUGCCAAUCGCCUCGAGGGCUUGGACCAGGCUCACAGCGAAAGUGUCCUACGAAAGCUGGCCCAAUGGCAUGCGGCGUCUGCUGUUCGCGUGGAGCUCAAGGGACCCUACGAGGAGAAGUUCACUACCGGCUUCUUCAAGUCCGAAGAAAUCGUGGAUGCAUUCUGCAAUCGCAGCGUCAAGAAUCUGCUAAAACACAUCGAUCUGUACGAGGGUCACGAGGCCUAUCUCAAAGAUUUGCGCAGUGUCUCCGAGAAGUUGUUGGAUGUGGUCAACGAUCUGAACGUGCCGAAAGCCGACGAGUUCAAUGCCCUGAACCACGGCGAUGGUUGGUCCAACAAUAUCAUGUUCCAGUACAACGAAAAGAAUGAGAUAUUGAAUACCUAUUUCGUGGACCUGCAAAUUCCUAAAUACGGAACGGUGGCCCAGGACUUGUACUACUUCCUGAUUUCUUCAACUAGCCUGGACAUUAAAACCUCCAAGUUUGAUUACUUAAUUUGGUUCUAUCACGCCGAGCUAGUCAAGCACCUGAAACUUCUCAAGUACUCGAAGCCUCUGCCCACUCUUAGGAGUAUUCGUGACGCCCUGAACAAGUACAGUGGAUGGGGCUUCAUUUGUGCUGCCUGCAUAAUGGGAUUCGUUUUACUGGAUCCCAGGGAUGAUGCUAACUUCGACCAGAUCAUGUCAGCCGAGGACUCCAGUUUUAAGAACUCCAUAUUCACCAAUCCCAGAUAUCGCCGGCAUAUGGAGGUCCUGUUGCCAUGGUUUCAGCAAAGAGGUGCCCUGGAAUAAGUCUCUUAUUAGAUAAUAAGACUCUUAACAUAAAUUGUAUAUGUUACACACUAUAGUUUAAAAAAAAGGAGAAGAUUUGUAAUA